Messenger RNA from Megalopta genalis, 3980 nucleotides. RefSeq lists its product as uncharacterized. NCBI's taxonomy places the organism in Eukaryota, Metazoa, Arthropoda, Insecta, Hymenoptera, Halictidae. The record is from RefSeq and is a predicted model, not a curated record. Gene Ontology annotation, molecular function: RNA helicase activity; nucleic acid binding; ATP binding.
CGUAUAUAUUUAGUAGCGGAAACAUUGCCUAGUCGGCCGUUUCCGUCUUCCCAGUGCCUGUCAGCCAUUACAGCUCUGCUCGCCGGGUCUUGCAGGGUGUAACUGAUACAGCUGACAUAGUUUCUGAAAAAUCGAAGAUUGUCCUUAAGGAACGGGUAGUGUGUCAGGAAACAGGUUCGCCUAAACGCUCGUCCAGAUGUAUAACAAUAGUUACUCCAAUCACAGUAGGCCCAGAGGUAACCGGGACUCUGGUAACCGCAAUGGAGGUGGUACAUAUUGGAACAGCCAGCAACAAGCACAGAAAGAAAAGGCUGUCAAAAAGCAAGCUCAAAGGAAGACACCAGGAGAUCUGCUGAAAAAACCCAACUGGGAUUUAACCAAGUUACCUGUGAUCACGAAAAAUUUGUAUAUUCCACAUAUCAAUGUUUUGAAAAGGACAACAGAAGACAUUGCAAAGUAUCACAUUGGCAAGGAAAUUACAGUCAAGGGAAAGAACACACCUUCUCCAAUCCAAGCAUUCGAAGAAAGUAACUUCCCAGAUUAUGUAAUGGAUGAAAUCAGGAAGCAGGGCUUUGCUGAGCCAACAGCAAUUCAAGCACAAGGCUGGCCAAUCGCUCUCAGUGGGCGCGAUUUGGUUGGAAUCGCUCAAACAGGAUCUGGAAAGACUCUAGCAUAUAUCCUGCCAGCGACAGUGCACAUUAAUAAUCAGCCUCGAUUGAACCGUGGGGAUGGUCCAAUCGUAUUGAUUCUGGCUCCGACGAGAGAGUUAGCUCAGCAAAUUCAGACAGUUGCUCGUGAUUUCGGAUCCUCGUCAUGCAUUCGCAACACAUGCAUUUUCGGUGGAUCCCCAAAAGGGCCACAAGCCCGCGACUUGGAACGAGGCGUUGAGAUCUGUAUCGCAACACCUGGCAGACUGAUCGACUUUCUGGAGAAGGGAACGACGAAUCUUCGCAGAUGCACAUACCUGGUUCUGGACGAAGCGGAUAGGAUGCUGGAUAUGGGAUUCGAACCACAGAUCCGCAAGAUCAUCGAGCAGAUAAGACCUGACAGGCAGGUGCUGAUGUGGUCUGCGACAUGGCCGAAGGAAGUACAGGCUCUGGCCGAAGAUUUCCUCUCCGAUUACAUUCAGAUCAAUAUUGGAUCCUUGACGCUUGCCGCCAAUCACAACAUUCGCCAGAUCGUGGAAAUCUGUUAUGAGCACGAGAAGGAGAUGAAACUCUCAGGCCUGCUUCGAGAAAUCGGCAAAGACCGAGGUAGCAAAAUGAUCAUAUUUGUGGAAACAAAGAAGAAGGUGGACGACAUCACCAAAGCUAUCAAGCGGGAGGGCUGGCCGGCCAUAUCUAUUCACGGAGACAAAUCUCAACCAGAAAGAGACUACGUUUUGUCCGAGUUCAGGAGUGGUAACACCAUGAUUCUCGUCGCCACCGACGUGGCUGCUCGCGGCCUUGAUGUGGAGGACGUGAAGUAUGUGAUCAACUUCGAUUAUCCAAAUAGUUCCGAGGACUACAUCCAUCGAAUUGGAAGAACCGGACGUUGCCAAAGUGCAGGCACAGCGUACGCUUACUUCACGCCUAACAACGCAAGACAAGCGAAAGAGUUGAUCUCCGUUUUGGAGGAAGCCGGCCAAGUGAUCAAUCCGCAGUUGGCAGUACUAGCAAAUUCGAUGAAGAAUCAAUACGGAAAGGGCCGCCAGCGUUGGAGUCACUCCCGUUCCAGUAAAGACAAUAACUCCGUCAGCCCCAGGAACAACAGCAGUCCGACCGCGAACAGUUGGCAGAACCAGCAGUGCCAGGUUAGUCAGCUGAACCACAACAAUAUCAACAGCCAGGAGAGGACCGUUGUUCGGCAUCAGAACGGAUAUCAAAACAGCCGUCAGAAUAAUUACCAGCCUACCUACCAGCAACAGCAACACCAGAGACAGCCGAACGCUUACGCCAACAGCUGUCCAACCAGCAGCAGCAACUACCAAACUGGAUAUCAGAACGCGACCAUACCCAGAUACCAUGGCAGAACUGGUACCUUCCAAGGGAACCGUUAUCACAACCGGCAGAACACGUACAGCAGCAGCCAAACUGGAGGUCAGGGUGUCUAUUCGAUGCCACCGCCGUUCAUGAUGCCGUCUAACGGGCACACCGAUUCUGGGAUGCAGAGCCUGGUGAACAACAAGUUCUUCCAAACGAACCGACCACCGCCGAACACCGGAGCUUGUGCUUACCAGUCGAUGGGUUACGGCCAGUUUCAAGCUGUGCCGCCAUACAGUUACCCUUACCCGCCUACACCAGUGCAGCAGUGACGCUUUUCACGGUAUAAAUCGGUAAGAGUGCAGGCUAAGUAAGAGAUCAAUUUUUUCUGUCUACAUUGGGCCCAUUUAAUGUUUACGGUUUGUGUAGGUUGGGUCUCCUUCGAAUAUAUGCAUAACAUAAUGUUUCUUCUUUUCUUUAUUAUUUAUCAUUUUCUGGAAUGUUGCCGCAAUCGGGAACCAUCCGAUCAAACGUUGAUUUCGGUUGUUCCGAUCGGGGGAAAAAAAAAAAAGAAACCACACCGGCACAGUGAACAAAGAAUCAAAAAGUACAUUGUUUAUUCCUGAGAAGCGACACGAUAUCAUAUCAUUUGCUUCGUGAGACAAUACACAAAGAGACAAACGAGCAAAAGGAAACGAAAACGAUUGUACAAUUCGCAAACCUCCGAAGGCACAUUCCAGUUAAAUUCUUUGAAGUAGUAGUAGUUGUUUAGGAAUGGUACAUUGAUAUAAUCAUUACUGGAUGUAGGCUAUGACCAGAUAUGUAGGUUAUUAAAUAUGGUCAUAUCUCUGAGAAAAAAAAAACGUAAUUAAUCUUCUUGCGAUAAACUAUGUAAACGACAUUUAAUGCUUUCCUGAAAUGCACGAAACAUAUAGAAGGGGGGUGGGUUAACGUUCUCGUAUUUGAUAAUUUAUUUAUAUUUUGCAUAUAUAUAAACUAUAUGUGUGUAGCAGUUUAGGACGAAGGGGGAACCGAGCGACAGAAGAACACCAUUAGGAUGACGAUCUUCGCCACCCGACUGCCCGGUUCCCUCUUCAUCCUAAAGUCCUACAUGUAUGUACAGGCAAUGCUCUUCAAAAUGUAAGGCCUUUUGCAUAAAAAUUAAGCCGUACACCCGUUUUACAAAGCGCACGACGAUAUCAAUCGUGUUCUCUGUUCUAUAAACGAGACAACUGACCAAGUGUGUCUCCGCUAUAGAUGGGGUGAAAGUAAUCUCAUUAAUCGCGAAGAGAGGGAGAGCGGAAGAGAGAGAGAUAGAGAGAGAAAGAGAAAAAAGAGUAACAUUAAAGCACGUUGAUGAAGGAUAUCCAGCAUAAUUAUAUAGCGUACAAAAAGAAGCGAGUAUUUCGUGACCAUCCUGGCUCGGUCCUUUUUUUGGAAUCGGUUCAUGGAACCGAUCACGGGGAAAAAAAGAAAGAGAGAGAGUAGAGAAAGAGGGGAAAAAAGGAAAACUUGGGCUUCAGGGGACAACUUAAAUUAAGCAUGUAGUCACAAUGGCUGUGUACCUCGGCGCAAAGUUUGAUACCUUAUUUUUAUAAUAUAUAUCGAAAGUAAUUUGUUGUUAAACCAACGAAUGAUUAUACGAUGAAAAAAAAAAUACUAAUAAUAAUAAUGAGAAACAUUGUUGUUUGAUGUUUAUGCAAUUGGCCACUGAGUGGUCUUGCCUAUGCGCGCCCCCGUAUCAAAUGUGUAGGCGUACGCGCAGGCUGACCGCGAUCGAAUGAAUUUAGUUGUACCUGUUUUUUAGUUCGCGCUCGUCGAAAUUUUUGCUAUUUUUUUAAGGAACGAUUCAGACUUAUCCGGGACACAAUUUUUCCAUUGAGAAAUGUUUAAUGCGCUGCGUGAACACAUACUGAAGCAAAACAAAUAUGUGCGUGUGUAAGAAGAAAAAAAAAAGAGAAAAAAACGGUCGUUUAGAGAAAGAAGACGAAGAAUAAUAAUUAAACGAUGAAAAAGCGU